AUGACCUCCUUUCAAUUCAAAUUGUAUAAACACAGUUCACUCCUCAUUAAAACUUACAACUAUAAAAUUCUAUCAAUUUAUUGCUUUCAAAACAAUCCGACUCUUUCUUGUCCUCAUGAUUAUUAUUUUAAGCACUCCCCAACAUACAAUCCAACUCCUAACCCCUUAAAAAUUAUUCACCUCAAAUCAAACCAAAACAGAAACAUAAAAGAAGAAAGUCAAAAGAGCCACCCAACAUAAAUAA
Chironomus riparius is the source of this 244-nucleotide messenger RNA. Lineage: Eukaryota; Metazoa; Arthropoda; Insecta; Diptera; Chironomidae. The record is from the annotation of a GenBank genome assembly.